UUGUUAAUUUUUACUAUGAUAGUAUCUGUCCAUUUGAUCAGAAACGCGUUCAGUCGCAGUAGGCCAGUGGCAACGAUAUUGAUUAAAUAACAACGAAAUAAUGGAGAGGCCGGAAAAAACCGAAAUCACGUACGAGUAUACAAAGCGAAGGAAAGAUUUCGGAAAACAAACUCUAUUUGAAGAUUAUGGCCCUGAAAUUUGUGUUAGUAUUCCCUGCAAUCCUAAUCACUAUAAAAAUUAUAUACUACGCAAUCCUGUACAUGUUGCGGUACAGAAUGCUCCAAAUAUGUCUGAACACUGGGUGAAUUCAACGAGAGCGGAGUAUACAAGUUCCGGUAUAAACCAUGUCGAAGGUGGUUGGCCUAAGGAUAUAAACAUGAAUGACCCUGAAGCCACACAGAGAUAUCGUCGUAAGAUUGAAAAGGAUGACGCUUACAUUCAUGCUGUUAUGCACCUUGGACAUAGUAUGGAGCACAACAUAUUGCAGAACAAUGCCGUAGAUAUGUAUCAGAUAUAUUUCUCAUAUAUAUGGGACAUAGAUAAUGCAAACGCCCCUGAGUUAACAAUAAAACCACCUCAACCGUUAUUAGACUUGCAGUUCAAUCCUCGUGAGCAGCACACGCUUGUCGGUGGUAUGCUGAAUGGACAGGUUGGUUGGUGGGAUGUUCGUAAAGGCGGAGACCCGGUCGGUCUUUGUCCACCGCACGUGGCUCACAGAGAUCUCGUGAGAAACGUUUUGUUCAUCAAUUCAAAAACUGGCGCUGAAUUCUUCUCUUCGUCUCCCGAUGGUGUUGUCAAGUGGUGGGAUACGCGUAAUAUGAACGAACCUACAGAUUCGAUGAUAAUCGACAUUGUUAAGUUGCCAAACGACACCCAGAGCAUGGAAAAGGCUUUAGGCAUAUCAGCACUCGAAUAUGAGCCUACUAUACCGACAAGAUUUAUGGUAGGAACUGAAACCGGAUUAGUGAUCGGAGCAAAUCGUAAAGGAAAAACACCGUUAGAAAAAUUGCCUUCCAAAUACGAAGCCCAUUUCGGACCAGUAUACGCGCUUCAGAGGAACCCGACGUUCUUGAAGAACUUUCUAACAGUUGGCGACUGGACAGCUCGCGUGUGGAGCGAAGAUUGCAGAGAAUCCUCCAUUCUUUGGACACAUUCACACAAAACUAAACUAACGGAUGGAGCAUGGAAUCCUAUAAGAUUUUCACUGUUAUUGGUGACGCAAUGGGAUGGUUGUCUUUCUUGUUGGGACUUGUUGAGAAGUCGCAGCGCGCCCAUAGUGACCGCGCAACUCUGUGACGAACCUUUAUUACGAUUGCGUCCACACGAAGGAGGUUUGUUGGUGGCUUGUGGUAGUAGCAAAGGAACUAUUUACUUAGCGGAGUUGUCACAAAAUCUUGGAACCGCUGAUAAAAAUGACAAGCAACUUCUUACACAUAUUUUAGAACGCGAGAACAAACGUGAGCGUAUUUUGGAAGCUCGUAUGCGGGAAAUGAGAUUAAAAAUGCGUCAAGACCGUGAUGGAGGACAGCCUCAGUUCUCAGAGAGUGACCCCACCACCAACGAUAGAGACCUUGAAGAAGCCUCCGCGGAAUACCAACAAAUUGUCAAUGACCUGUUAGCUCAGCGAAAAACUCAUUAAUUCAAAAUUAUCUUUAAAAAAUAAACGGAAAUAAUGUCAACAUAAAUCCGACUCGAAGGACCAGAAGUAAUGAAAACAAAAGUAUUUGUGCAAAAAUCAGUAUAUUGAUUACUUCGUUACCUUUAAAGUCGAACAUCUUAAUCUUAGUAUAACCUCACAUAAGUUACAAUAUAUCUCAUUUUUGAUCGAUUUCUGCAGCGACAACUACUUUAAACUCUACUGCACACAGUAUAAAGUUCUUUUUAUAGGUUGUUUUGUCCAUUUCGGUGUUUUUUUCUUCAUUUGUUUCCAUUGAAUGCGAUGAAGGACCAUUUGUGCUCGAUGUUAGCGCCGACGCCGCUGGUGGUGCGCAGGAAGACGUCGCCGUGCUUGUGCAGCACGCGGUGCGCGGCCGCCUGCGACACCUCGGGGAACAGCGCGCGCACGUACGACACAACGUAGUCCAGGCUCGCGCCUUGAGGGUGCACCUGCAUAACUUUUUUAUAUAACUACGUAUCGAAUUAAAAAAAGUAUAUGCGUUGUUCCAGAUUAUGCUUUAUUCCAUAGACAUCCGUUUUGAAGAUACCUUCUAAUAAACUACUACUUUUGCAAUUAUUAUUAGUAAGUUUUUUUUAAUUCUAAAGCAAGAGAGAACAAGCAAAG
This is a messenger RNA of Papilio polytes (common Mormon), 2281 nucleotides long. It is a transcript of the gene Dnai2, whose product is annotated as dynein intermediate chain 2, axonemal. Gene Ontology annotation, molecular function: dynein heavy chain binding; dynein light chain binding. Gene Ontology annotation, biological process: outer dynein arm assembly; cilium movement. NCBI's taxonomy places the organism in Eukaryota, Metazoa, Arthropoda, Insecta, Lepidoptera, Papilionidae. The transcript has 12 exons. The record is from RefSeq and is a predicted model, not a curated record. The coding region runs from base 101 to 1639 and encodes 512 amino acids. Gene Ontology annotation, cellular component: outer dynein arm.